AUGCCUGCGGGUACCAAUUGGAAUUUGAUUUUAGGCACCGCAUUUGUGGCAGUUGCCACAACCAAGGUAGUCGAGUCUCUGUACUACUACUACUCAAAUAGGCGAACGUUUUGCUCAUCGACAGAGGUUGAUAAUGAAGAUUCGCUUAUGGCCAAGCAGAUCAGAACAUCAGCUAAAUAUGACGAUGAAUUGUUUCGUGAGCAAUUAGCUCGGAACUACGCUUUUUUUGGUGAAGAUGGAAUGGAAAAGUUAAAAUCCCAAUAUAUUGUUGUCGUUGGUGCAGGUGGAGUUGGAUCAUGGGUUGUGACGAUGCUGGUCAGGUCUGGUUGCCAGAAAAUUAAAGUCAUUGACUUUGACCAGGUUUCUUUGAGUUCUUUAAAUAGACAUAGCUGUGCUAAUCUAUAUGAUGUUGGUAUAUCUAAAGUUAGUGUCUUAAAGCAACAUAUGUUAAAAAUAGCACCAUGGUGUCAGAUUGAGGCUGUGAAUGAAUUAUUUAGUAAAGAACAUGCUGAUAGACUGAUUUUCGGUGAAGAUGGUAAGGGUACUCCUACACACGUGGUUGAUUGUAUUGAUAAUAUUGAUCAUAAGGUCGAUUUACUGGAGUAUGUUUAUAAAAAGGGCAUUCCUGUGAUCUCCUCAAUGGGGGCAGCUACGAAAUCAGACCCUACAAGAAUUAAUGUUGGUGAUCUAACAACUACGGAGGAAGAUCCGCUUGCUCGUAAUGUUAGACGUCGACUGAAAUUAAAAGGUAUUGUAAAAGGCAUAACUGUUGUAUUUAGUGCAGAAAAACCGGAUCCAAGAAAGGCUAAAUUAUUACCGUUACCAGAGGAGGAAUUCCAGAAGGGUAAUGUGAGCGAGUUGACUGCACUGAAGAAUUUCCGUGUUAGAAUAUUGCCAGUGUUGGGUACUAUGCCGGGAAUAUUUGGGUUAACUAUUGCUUCCUGGGUUUUGUGCUCCGUGACUGGUUAUCCUAUGGAGCCUAUUGAAGGAAAAAACAGAAUAAAGCUUUAUGAUGGUAUUUAUCAUUCUUUAGCUGGACAAAUGUCUCGUAUUGGUAUACCAGACCAAAGGGUGCCUGUCUCUAUUAGUGAUGUUGCAUAUUUAGUAGAGGAAGUGUUUAGAGGAAAGUCCCCGAUCAGUGGCUAUUCUACCAGGCUAACUCUAUCAAAAUGGGAUCCAAACAAACCUGUAUCGUUACAAAAUGUCAUCCUGAUGACUAAAGAAGAACAAAACACACAUGAGAAACGUGUAUUGAAUGGUGGGGAAUCUCUGGAAAACGUUUAUUCCGUGGAAGCUCUUAAGCUUGUAAAGCAGAGACUUGAAGAAGAACUUUAUUAUUCUAAAUUCAGGUAA
This is a messenger RNA of Eremothecium cymbalariae DBVPG#7215, 1353 nucleotides long. RefSeq names its product tRNA threonylcarbamoyladenosine dehydratase (gene TCD2). The transcript has a single exon. Gene Ontology annotation, molecular function: ubiquitin-like modifier activating enzyme activity; tRNA threonylcarbamoyladenosine dehydratase activity. The coding region runs from base 1 to 1353 and encodes 450 amino acids. NCBI's taxonomy places the organism in Eukaryota, Fungi, Ascomycota, Saccharomycetes, Saccharomycetales, Saccharomycetaceae. Gene Ontology annotation, cellular component: mitochondrial outer membrane. Gene Ontology annotation, biological process: cyclic threonylcarbamoyladenosine biosynthetic process. The record is from RefSeq and is a predicted model, not a curated record.